Dermochelys coriacea (leatherback sea turtle) is the source of this 2880-nucleotide messenger RNA. RefSeq names its product DERPC proline and glycine rich nuclear protein (gene DERPC). The record is from RefSeq and is a predicted model, not a curated record. The transcript is spliced from 2 exons. Bases 1 to 1929 code for a protein of 642 amino acids. NCBI's taxonomy places the organism in Eukaryota, Metazoa, Chordata, Testudines, Dermochelyidae.
AUGAAAGAGCCCCGGCCCCAUACCAGAGAGCGUCCUGCCCCCUGGACACGAGCCCAGCUUCUGUCCCGAGGGCAGGGGGCUGGGCCCAUGGGGGCAAACUCAGCUCCCUUCCCUAGAGCAUCCGGACUCCUGGGCAUAAGCCCAGCUCCCAUCCCAAGAGGGGCUGGACUCCAAAACACGAGCCAGGCUCUCCUCCCAAGGCCUGGUGGCCUCUUGGGUACAACUCCAGCUCCCGUGCCAGGUGGGGCCAUGUCCUUGGGCCAGAACUGUGCUCCUGGUGUCAGGGGGACUAGACCUCAAGACACAAGUCAAGUUCCCUUCCCCAGGGCAGGUGGCCUCUUGAGCAUUAGCCCGACUCCCAUCCCAAGGGGCAUGGGAGCCCUGGGCCUGAACCCAGCUAUCCUCCCAAGGGCCGGUGGCCUCCUGAGCACUAGCCCAGCUCCCACCUUGCUGGGAACUGGAGCCAUGGGCCCAAGCCCAGCUACCCUAUCAAGGGCAGGUGGCCUCCUGGGCCCAAGCCCGGUUCACACCCCAAGGGCAGGUGGCCUCCUGGGCCCAAGCCCGGUUCACACCCCAAGGGGCACUGGCACCGUGGGCCAGAAUCCAGCUAUUCUUCCAAGAGCAGGUGGGCUCCUGGGCUCCAGCCCAGCUCCCAUCCCUAAAGCAGGUGGCCUCCUAGGCCCAAGCCCGGCUUCCAUCCCAAGGGGCACUGGAGCCCUGGGCCCCAGACCAGGUCCCGUCCCGAUGGCGCCCGGCGCCCUGGGCCCCAGACCAGGUCCCGUCCCGAUGGCGCCCGGCGCCCUGGGCCCCAGACCAGGUCCCGUCCCGAUGGCGCCCGGCGCCCUGGGCCCCAGACCAGGUCCCGUCCCGAUGGCGCCCGGCGCCCUGGGCCCCAGACCAGGUCCCGUCCCGAUGGCGCCCGGCGCCCUGGGCCCCAGACCAGGUCCCGUCCCGAUGGCGCCCGGCGCCCUGGGCCCCAGACCAGGUCCCGUCCCGAUGGCGCCCGGCGCCCUGGGCCCCAGACCAGCUCUUGGCCCAGGGGUGACCAGAGCCCUGGGCCCCAGACCAGGUCCCAUCACAAGGGCAGGUGGCCUCCUUGGCACUAGUCCGGCUCCUAUCCCACGGGGCAGUGGAGCCCUAGGCCUGAGUCCAUCUCCCAUCCCAGUGGAAAUGGGAGGUCUGGGCCCAAGUCCAGCUCCCAUCUUGAGGGCAAGUGGCCUCCUAGGCCCGAGCCCGGCUCCCAUGCCGCGGGGGACUGGAGCCCUGGGCCCGAGCCCGGCUCCCAUGCCGCGGGGGACUGGAGCCCUGGGCCCGAGCCCGGCUCCCAUGCCGCGGGGGACUGGAGCCCUGGGCCCGAGCCCGGCUCCCAUGCCGCGGGGGACUGGAGCCCUGGGCCCGAGCCCGGCUCCCAUGCCAAGGUCAGCUGGCCUCUUUGCCACUCGACCAGCUGACACCCUACCUAUGAAUCCAUUCUCCUUUCCAAGGGAGGGAGGCCCCUCAAGUUCAACCCCAGCUACCAUCACAGGAGUUGGCUUACCCUUGACCAUGAAUCUGGCUCCCAGCCCAAGGGCUGGAGGCCUCCUAGGCAUGAGCCCAGCUCCAGUUCCAAGAACAACUGGCUCCCUGCAUAGGGAUUCAGCUAGCUCACUGAACACAGCUCCCAUCACCCGGGGGCCUGCUAUGCUGGACACUAGACCUACUCGUCCCCUAGGUCAGUCUCCCUUCCCCAGGGCAGCUGGUCCCCAAAGUGUAAACCUGACUCCCUUUCCCAGGCUGGGUGAGCCCCAGAGCAUGAACCUAGUCCCCUUCUCCAAAGCAGCUGGCCCCCUAGGGCCAAACUCAACUCCCUGCCCUCGGCCAGCUGUCCUCUUUCCUAAUGGGAUAUUGCUAUCUCCCAUUAACAACACAGCCAGGCUGCGGUGGUGCUGAUUCUCUCCUGCCCUGGGGUCUGUGAGAGAUGAUCAAGAGUGCAGACAUACUCCCGACACCUGCCUUGCCAUCAAGCUGGGACCUAGCUUUUCCCAGAGCCUUGCUGGGUUCUGGACUCCAGGGGGCCAUAGGCCAGCAGCCCCUCAUCUUCCUAGAUGUGGUGGAGCACUAUGUGUUUGUGACCUACUUCUAAGGGAAUGCAGAUCUCAGGCCCAGCAACUCCAGCACUGGCUCCUUGCCUGCACAGGAGGGAGUCCAGAAGCCCCCCAUCUCCUCUGUCUGGCAGUAGUGCUCAGAACUGGAACAAUGAGCCAGAAUAGCCUGUUCUGAAGCAGCCCCGUGGUGUAACCCCAACCACGCAGUUGCUGAUGGACACAGCAGGUGGUAUAACCUUUCCUGCUCAGCUAGGAGCCCACUGACUAUUUGUUCUGGUUUUGAGUUCUUUCUUGCUGCCCCUUGAAUAAAAGUGACAGGAGGGUCAGUUGGCCUGCACUGUCUGUGUUAUCCCAACACCAUAGGGGUGGGGAGAGGAACAGCGACUCUGCCACAGCCAGGAAGGACAGGACCACUCCAGACACUGAAGCCUCUUUACUGCAGCAGCGGUCAGCUGGUAUUCAGCUACUGGAGCAAACCCUUGGGAAUGUUUGCCUCCACGGUGAGCCCCCUGCCGGGCAAGGAUAUGGAGGAAGUGGCUCUGCAUGGACAGUUGCAGGAGCCUGUGUAGCAAGAGCAUAGGCACUCAGUUACCAAGUCAGGCCCCUGGCAGAGGUGCUCGAGCCAUAUGUGGGGACUCAUUUCUAGGGCCAAGAAGGCAGUUGCCCCCUCAAGACACGCUCCUGAGCCUUCCUGUGUGCAAAUCUCUUUAUUGUGACAAAUCCAUUGUGAUAUAAAAACAGACCUUUUUAAAAAAAUGAAAAAAUGCUGGUAAAAAAUAAAUAGAUUUACAAACAA